AACAGGUAGGACAUAGAUGAUAAAGAAAUCUCGGGCUCGACAUUGUGAAAAAAAUCUUACAGAUAUUGUGUUUCCCACUGCUUGCAAGCUCUCGUCGCAGACUCUGCUUCUUUGCCUGCACCUGCGAAUUGGAGAAAAGGAUUGGAGGCUGCCUUUCUGGAUGCUAUUUCAGUUAAAACUAAUAAUCAUGAGGGCCUGCGCAGUCGCUGUCCUACUAGUCACUCUCACACACAUUGCUGUAGACGCCGGUUUCCUUACGUCGUUGCUAACGGGGUCAUCAAUGCUACGGAAACCGAGUCUACCUAAGCUGCCGAAACUUCCCAGGCCGUUGCAAAAAGUGGGUAUGCUGGCGAAAGAACAACACAUCGACCCGCACAUCGACUACAAAAUUGAUGUCAUGUUGGAUUUCGCUCCGACCCCCGAUGAUGCAACUAACACAGCAGGACCAUCAAAAGGAUAUAAUGGUACUGGCAUCUCGGGUGCCCCACGUUUCAAAGCUGGUAUGGGCAUCCUAUUGAAGUGCGGUGAGUGCAGCUGCACGUUUCCUUUAGAAAUAAACUAUUAUGGACCACAAAAGGGCUGCACUACAGAAGUGAGAAACUUUACUUGUUCUUGCAAAACGAAAAACUGCUAUAUGGACCACAUUAAGAAGUGCCUAGAAAAUAUGGCUUCCGGAAAAUGUCAGUCAGAAGGACUGCGAUCCUAUUGCCUCUAAUCGCGCAAUAAAGGCCUGGUUAUCAAGCUCUG
This is a messenger RNA of Dermacentor silvarum, 747 nucleotides long. RefSeq lists its product as uncharacterized. The coding region runs from base 17 to 715 and encodes 232 amino acids. The transcript is spliced from 5 exons. Lineage: Eukaryota; Metazoa; Arthropoda; Arachnida; Ixodida; Ixodidae. The record is from RefSeq and is a predicted model, not a curated record.